This is a messenger RNA of Girardinichthys multiradiatus, 2156 nucleotides long. RefSeq names its product calcium/calmodulin-dependent protein kinase IGb (gene camk1gb). The transcript has 13 exons. The record is from RefSeq and is a predicted model, not a curated record. Gene Ontology annotation, molecular function: calmodulin binding; calcium/calmodulin-dependent protein kinase activity; ATP binding. The coding region runs from base 329 to 1642 and encodes 437 amino acids. NCBI's taxonomy places the organism in Eukaryota, Metazoa, Chordata, Actinopteri, Cyprinodontiformes, Goodeidae. Gene Ontology annotation, biological process: peptidyl-serine phosphorylation. Gene Ontology annotation, cellular component: intracellular anatomical structure.
AGAUAUGCUCUAAAACUUCAUUGAAUUCAGUUCAUUAAUUUUAGUGUUUAAGCUUAAUUCAUCUAUAUUAGACGUUAAGGCAUUCUAGGCUGUUACCUGUGAGAAGGUGAGGUCUCCAGUUCAGGAGUUACUAAUCCCAUAUAUAAGAGGAAAGAGGACAAGAAACCAAACUGGGUAACCUGCUCAUUAAAAGUGCUUCUAAUCCUUCACAGUACCUUCAGUUUUAUGGACUUCUUCCAGAACUCGGAUUUAAUCCUUCUUGUUCUGGUUUUUUCUUCAGGAGUUUAAAGACUGAGACAUAGGUGACCUAGAAAUCCCUGCUGCAGACAUGGGGCGUCAGGAGGGCGAUUACACGUGGAAGAAGAACACGGAAAACAUCCAGGAGAUUUUUGAAUUCAUAGGAGAGUUGGGAUCGGGAGCGUUCUCUGACGUCUUCAUGGUAAGAGAGCGGAAGACAGGAAAAACUUUUGCCAUGAAGUGUGUGAAGAAGAAAAAGAAGCGAGACAUCAACCUGGAGAACGAGAUUGCAGUGUUGAGAAAAAUCAAACAUGAGAAUGUCAUUGAGAUGGAAGAUUUCUAUGAAAGUCGGACGCAUUACUAUCUCAUCAUGCAUCUUGUUUCGGGAGGUGAGCUGUUUGACCGUAUUCUGGACCGAGGUGUUUAUUCAGAAAAAGAUGCCAGCAGGGUGAUCCAGCAGGUGCUGGAAGCUGUCAGCUACCUGCAUCAAAGCGGCAUCGUGCAUCGGGACCUCAAGCCAGAGAACAUCCUCUAUUACAGCCAGGAUGAGGACUCCAAGAUCAUGAUCAGUGACUUUGGCCUGUCAAAGAUGUCAGAAAAUGGCAUCAUGUCCACAGCCUGCGGCACCCCAGGUUACGUAGCUCCUGAAGUUCUAGCACAGAAGCCCUACAGCAAGGCAGUAGACUGCUGGUCCAUUGGUGUUAUCACCUACAUCUUACUCUGUGGUUACCCCCCUUUUUAUGAAGAAAAUGAGACAAGACUCUUUUCCAAGAUCAUGAAGGCCCAGUAUGAGUUUGACUCACCCUUUUGGGAUGAUAUAUCUGAAUCUGCAAAGGAUUUUAUUCGUAAUAUGAUGCAGAAGAGCCCAAGCAUGCGCUACACCACAGACCAAGCUCUUAGACAUCCUUGGAUUAUCGGAAAGACGGCCCGGAGCCAAGACAUCUACUACUCCGUCAGCAUUCAGAUCCAGAAGAACUUUGCUCAGUCCAAGUGGAAGCAAGCCUACAACGCCACUGUAGCCAUCAAUCACAUGAAGAAGCUGCAGCUGGCCCACACAGAGCUCACCCUGAGGCAGACCAGCGUCCCGGACAUCGAAGUGAUUGACGUGUCUUCACCAAUAAAGACCCGCAAACAUCUCGACCCGGACAAGCCAGAACCCAAGAAGGAAGACGUCAAUGGAAACAUAAGUGAGACACAUCGCAUGUCCCUGCCCACAAGCCAUGUAGAUCUGAAGAGCCAUUUUCACCCACUGAAGGCCAGUCAGAGCCAGGCUGCUGCAAACCACGCACCCACUAUAGCCGAGCAGGGGAAGCAUGUGUACCACUCAGAGCCUGCCAACCUGAACGGGUAUGCUAAAAACCAGAAUGGCAAGACUUUACAGACAGGAGUUUGCACUAUUAUGUGAAGGCUGGGCAAAGUUUUAAUGGGAUGAAACAUUUUUUGGUCAGUGCUGCUGUUUUGACUCAGCACAACGAUGUCUUGUGUCAGCACUCCUCUUUGCUCAGAGUAAGAGGAGUUUGACCCUUAAGUGGACCCAAGCAGUCUGCAACAUCCCCACUCUGUGGGGCUUUUUGUCAGAAAGAGUGCCAAUAAAAACUCCCCAACACUCAUGUUAAAGCACACAAACUUCCAAACAUCUACCUGAGAUGCACAUCUCCACAUUACAGAUGUUUAAUUCCAAAUGAGGGAAUGGUGGACGUAAAGCUGGACUAGAUAAGAAAGUUCCUGACCUCCAAGUUUUAAAAACUUCAAGAAAACAACUUCUUUCAUGUUUGUUUCCACCUUUUUCAAAGUGAUCAUUUGAAAUACAGGUCCUUCUCAAAAUAUUAGCAUAUUGUGAUAAAGUUCAUUAUUUUCCAUAAUGUAAUGAUGAAAAUUUAACAUUCAUAUAUUUUAGAUUCAUUGCACACUAACUGAAA